GUUAUAUUGUUGACAUCCAGAGACGUCAAAACAUUCAAGCUGUCAGGCCAAAAGAAUAAAGUUUUCAAUAAAAAACGCGAUGUAAAUUACACGGAAGAAAUGUUCAAACGCGAAUAUGUAGUGAUUUAGGCAGAAUUUAUGACGAUAACACAAUGCGAUUCGCUCAACAAUAUGUUCCAAUAGUAUUUUGCUCACACUGACAAUAUGCGACCUCAGUUAAUCAAUUACUCCCUAACUGAAAUCGUGAUAUGUUUCAUCGUGGUCGGAUAUGCCGCUGUAGACUUAGUGCCGUGCGACAGAAGCAGAAGGAUCUUCCAUUCAUCCUGGGGCAUCAUCAGUGAUGGACCAGUGGGAUCAAAUUACACCCAAGACAGCCACUGUGAAUGGCUUAUCAAAGCUAAUGAUAGCAAAAAAUUCAUCACCUUGAGCUUUCGCAGUAUGGGCACCGAAUGCUCAUACGACUAUGUUUUUGUUUAUGAUGGAGAUUCUUUUAAUGCUCCUUUACUUGGUAGCUUAGUGGCAAGACUGAACCACAACAGGUUGUUGCCACCUCAGGAUAUAUGUUAGUGCUAUUGUACAGUGACACAAAUUACGUACUAGAUGGUUUUAGAGCAGAGUUUUCUAUUACAGACUGCCCAAAUAAUUGUUCUAAUCAUGGUAUGUGUUUUCACCAUCAGUGCAUGUGUGAGGGUGACUGGGGAGGGUAUGAUUGCUCAAGGAGGCUGUGUCCAGACAACUGUGGAAGACUGCAAGGGAGAGGUUACUGUGAACAGGGUAGAUGUGUCUGCAGAUCAGGAUAUUCUGGCCAUGCCUGUAGUUUAUUUGAACAUGAUGCUGUUGGCAAUAAAUGGCAUUGGCUCUCACAUUCUGAAGGAGGAUUAAAACCUAGAGCUGCACAUUCCGCUGUAUAUAUACAACUGACUGACUCUCUAUAUGUUUUUGGAGGAUAUAAUCUGAACAAUGUUCUUGCCAAUUUAGAAAUUUACAAUUUUCGGACAAGCAGUUGGAGAGACGAAAAUGGAGAAAUAUUGCCAGAUAAAGGUCUUGUAAGCUCCAUAGAACCUGGUGAUGUUGCUAAAUUGAUAGAAAAGGCUGGGCCUGAUUGGAAACAAAAAUGGGGCAUCACAGAAAGAGGCUCUUUCCUUAAGCAAUUAUUGUAUACUGUAAGUGAAAAUACUCAAAACAGGCGGCACCAGAGACAUUCCAGAGUAACAGAUGAUCACAAACCUGCAUCACGCUAUGGUCAUGCAGCAUGUGCACUCAAAGAUGGUUUUCUUCUAUAUGGUGGCAAGUUGCAUAAUGGUAGCCUGGCAAAUGAUCUAUGGUAUUAUAAUGUCACAUCUGGCAUUUGGCAGCUGAGGGCACAGCUGUCAGAAUUCCGUCCGCCCAGACUGACCAGACAUACUCUCACAUGUGCCAAUGAGAUUAUUUAUUUAUUUGGAGGUAGUACAGAUAAUGGGGAAUUCUCCUCCGCAUUGUACAGCAUACAGCUGUCGCCGGACUUCGACGAGAGCUGGAAAGAGAUAAGACCAAGAGGGGGCAAGCAGCUGGAUAUAAGGGUUGUUGCACAUACCACUGCCUAUCACCCCGCCACAAACUCAUUGGUGGUUUAUGGAGGCAUAGUAGCAGGUGUAGCCAGAUUUUCGAAGCUCUCAGACAGGAUGUUCAUGUUCCAAUUGGACAAUCGUCACUGGGCUGAGAUCCAUUACACACGGGAACAUUUACGGGAAAAGUUUGUGCCGAGAGAACGUGCCUUCCACACCGCCAAUGUGUUCGGGAACUAUCUAGUCGUUUUUGGGGGCUAUUCCCACAGGCAUAAUAAAGAAGAGAUCUGCUACGACAAUCAAAUGUAUCUCUAUCACUUGGGCUGCCACACUUGGGUGAAUCCGGAUAUUUUGGGCAAGACUAACGAGUCCAGAUAUCCCAAACAGCAGGGUGUAUUCGCGCAUGCUUCCAGCGUCCGUCAUGGUCACACUUUAUUGCUUGUGGGCGGUUACCACGGCAACGUAAAUGGGGACCUGCUUGCCUAUUCGGUCCCCGCUCAGCUGGCGGCACGUAGGCGCGACGAAGUGUACGACCCGGAGGCAGCUUGUACCAAACAUCGAGGUUAUGCCGAGUGUUCUGCGGAUCCAGAAUGUGGUUGGUGUUCUGCUGACGAGCAGUGCUAUGGGAGAACAGUGGGCGCCAACUGCACAACAAACUUACAAACAACACGAUGUCCGGGUCUGUGCCCUGCAUUAGGCGACUGCCAUUCUUGUCUUGUACAUGGAAGACUUGCCAAAGGUCGGAGACCCAUGGUCUCCGUUGCUCACAAACUAGGUUUAGAAGAAUGCACCUGGUGUGUACAAAAUGCCCGCUGUCAUCACAAAGACGACAAUUAUGGUGUGUGCGGUCUACAAGAGGACAGUCCUAGUCAAAUUCCUGGGUGGUGGGGUCCGAAAGGAACGGAAGUGAUUGCACCAGAACAAUGUAGAGAACUGGAUCGAAGACCUGGACUAACCUUCGUCAAAUAUCACCAUCCGGUGAACUAUUCACAGCCAGACAAUGUUGCCAUUAUUAAUGCCACAACGGUGGAUUUCAACAGUCCUAUGUCAUCCUAUCUUCGAGGAGAUCUGUCAUUCUCCGGCGGUGAGAUGGUGGCUCGUCUUCUUGGCUUCCUUCGUCUGCCUCCCAAUUGGCGUGAAAUGCUGAACGUUUGCAUCAGCUAUUGUUCAGCAACACUCACAGUAUCCGAUCAAACCAUUGCCAACGUGUCUGCUGAAGUGAAAGAAUGUAACGUAUUCAAAUGGCCCGAGAACCUAACCCUGGACCGAACUCCCGUCGACUUCAAGUCCAAAAAGAUGGUGAACACAGGCGCCUACAACUCCCACAUCCAGCAGAGCAAAAUGGAGUUACAGCAUUACAAAGACUCCGAAGAUACGCCGAAAGUGUUCACGUUCGAAUACUUGGAACCAUAUGCCAAUGGGAGCUGCGAUCAGUACAAGAACUGCCUGCACUGUUUGACGGACUCACAGUGCGGAUGGUGCGACCUCACCAACACGUGCGAAUCGAGGUUGGAAGAUGAGAAGAUUAGUUGCUCGUUGGGCGGAGAUUGGAGAUAUUUAACUCUCCAGCCGAGCAGCUGUUCGAACUGCUCAAAUUUUAUAACCUGCGAAUCUUGCAUAGGAACUCAACUUUGCGAAUGGUGGAUAGAAGAAGCUAAAUGUGUUAGGAUAGGUCAAAGGACAGAUGCUGCUAUAAGCUUGCAGCAAUGCCCAGUGCCAUGCUAUAAGAGGAACGAAUGCGGCUCAUGUCUGGCUCAAAAAGGCCGAUGCGUGUGGUGUCAAGCGACCCAGCAGUGCUUCAGCUUCUCCAUUUAUACCAGUGAAUACCAGUUUGGGUUGUGUCGCGAGUGGCUUGACCAAGCAUUUCCUCUCGUGUCACGCCAGGAAAACGGAAUCUCACCUUCAGGGAAGACAGUGGAGCAAUGUAAAACGUGCUCAAUGCAUACGAAUUGCUCUACGUGUCUCGGCGCUCUUAGUUGUGGCUGGUGCUACAAUUCGACCAAUCCUAUGAGCGGGAUGUGCGUACAGGGAGACUUUAACAAACCGCAGACAAACUGUUCUGUAGUUUUGAAAAGUCAUAAGGCCAAAUGGGCGUAUGCGCAGUGCCCUGAUGUAGAUGAAUGUGGAUUGGGAUUACAUGAUUGUCAUCCCGAGGCAAUCUGUACAAAUACGGAUGGAUCUUUCAGCUGUCAUUGUAGGAAAGGUUACAUCGGGGAUGGUCGCAACACGUGUGUGCGAACGUGUGCGAAUGUUUGCGUCCACGGUGCUUGCCAAGGCGAGCCGGAAUAUCGGUGCAGGUGCGACCUAGGAUGGUAUGGCGAUGAUUGCAGUAAAAACUGCGGUUGCAACGGCCACUCCACGUGCACUGCUGGACCUGGGCUUUGUGACGAGUGCCAGCAAAACACGAUGGGCGAGUUCUGUGAUUUGUGCCAGCCGGGGAGUUACGGAAAUGCUACUAGCGAGCAAGGUUGUCUGCAGUGUGAUUGCAAUGGUCAUGGCGACAUAUCACAGGGCGUCUGUGACCUUGAAACCGGUAUCUGUUUCUGCCUCGAUAAUACCGACGGCGAACAUUGUGAACGCUGCCUCCCUAACUAUUGGGGUGACCCGAGGAACGGCCGCCAAUGCUACUACCAGUGCGAGGCGAGAGGGGUGCUGAAAGGGACGAGAGGUCAGGGCAUCAGUUCGAAGAGGGCGUACAGGGCGCCUUGGGGAGGACCACCUGCCAGAGAGUGUUUAUGGAUAGUCGAGCCCGAGGUGGAUAGUGGGACACCGAUCAUACAGCUACAGAUCAACGCAUCUCAACUAAACGUCACCUGUGGUGAAAAUGCAGUGUAUGUCUACGACGGUUUACCAGAGUUAGUCGACAUGGGAAGUCAAAGUGCUUUGUCUGCAGUUUUGUGCACUGAAGAAGCCAUGCCAACGACCAUUGUAGAGUCCAGAACAGGUCAGCUGACAGUCCACUAUAAACAAGGCCUCUCCGGCGAAUCGUUCAGCGCGGUCUACAAAAUCCUGACAUGCGACGACUGCCAACCGCCUCGCGAGUGUCAGAAUGGCGUAUGCGCAUGCGCUAACGGCCUCGUGGGGCCCGAAUGCAAGGAGGAGAUCUGCCCGAAGGACUGCGGUCAACGGGAGGGAUGGGGGACGUGCGACAAGUCGUACGGCAGGUGUCUGUGCAACGAGAAGUACACGGGCGUCGAUUGUGGGGUACAGAGGAAGAAGAGUCACCUGUUGUUCACGGAGCUGUUCAAUACGAUACGGUUGGCAGAUAGUUUGGACCAUUUCAGAAAGACGUUGCCCAGAUUUGGCCAUUCGCUGGUUUCCGAUCGCAGAGGUGCACUUUGGAUGUUCGGGGGUUAUUCUUUAUCACACGGCCCCUCAACGACAUUCGACUGUUUGACACGAAAAACCUCACUUGGAUGCAAGUCACCAUAGAAUCUACGCCAGAUGCCAAAAUGCCCACGGGCAGAUAUUUUCACGGAGCUGAUAUAGUUCACACGCAGACAAUCUUCAUUUACGGGGGCCUUACCAAGAAGCAGAAAAAUUACAGCAACAGAACACUGGAUGAUUUUUGGCAGUUCGACAUCCAGAACCAACGUUGGAGCGAGAUUGAGAAGAAGUAUAUAUGGCCACCAGCCGUAUCUGGCCACACUCUGACCUACCACAAGGCACAGGACAGUUUGAUCCUGAUCGGAGGCGUAUCGCCACAAGGAGGCUUCCUGAACCUAGUUUGGGAGUAUCGUUUGGAAAAAGAACACUGGCAAGAGCUAAACAUCAAAGGAAUGGGACCAGCUGGUAUAUUUGGUCACACGACAGUGUAUCACAGUCAGAGCAAUAAUUUGUUUGUGUUUGGUGGUGUGGUGUAUACGAAGGGACAAUCAUUGGUCAAAAAUAACCUGUAUAUGUUGAAUUAUGAGUCGAAAACGUGGACAGAGUUGAAUAGUCUUGAUCCUUCAAUUAGUUGGCCUCGCCCAAGAGUAUUUCACUCUGCUGUUACCACUGAUGACUACAUGCUGCUUAUGGGAGGUCGCAUGUAUCCAUGGAAUAUAACUGACACCUUCUAUGCCUACUCGUACAACUGCAAUCAGUGGAUUAACCUGAUGGAUGAUGCCACAACAAAAGUGGGUCCCUUCCCAAGACAAACGUACGCCCAAGCAAUGACGGUGGAACCGGAUGGCGACGCAGUGUACGUCAUAGGCGGUUGGGGAUUGGACAGUCAGAGCAGCGUGUUGCGUAUCGAGUUGCCGGUCGACUUGUGCAACUUAUGGCCGAGAAAGAGAGCGUGCUUGGCUGUAUCAGGCUGUGGGUACUGCGCGAAUAAAAUCCACGAAGAGGUUAGGACGCAACAGUGCCAUGCCAACACCAAGGAGUGUCCACUUGAUCCCAUCUUGAACUCCUCCCGAGUGACGAAUCAGGGUCGCAUCUGUAGUGUAUACUCCUCAUCGAAUUGUACGCUGAUGCAGGACUGCAGCUCUUGUCUACAGACGAGUUCGUGCAGCUGGUGCCAAGGAGCCUGCACAAGCAACACUACCCAGUGCAGCGUGCCCCAGUUGAAGUGCCUGUCAAACAGGUGCAUCGCCACCGACUGCAUCCAGUGUCAUCAGAUACCCGGCUGUUACUGGGAUUCCAGGAAGGAGUGUAUACCGAAUCUUCAGGACGACGGUGCGACUACUGUAUCGGAAUGUCCGCAACCGUGUAUAAAUUACUCGACGUGUAGUGCCUGUCUUGAAGUACCUGACUGUAGAUGGUCAACGCAAUUAGACGAAUGCAUAUCAGCUUCAUAUCAAGAUAUCUAUUGUGCUGGAGGAGUUUGUGGAUUGGUCAUGGAAUCUGAAGAUAGACAGUACUGUCCAGAACCUUGUAACUCGUUCAACCAAUGUUCAAGUUGUCUGCGACAUGCGCACUGUGGGUGGUGCGCAGCUCCAGGAAAUAGAGGCGAAGGUGUCUGUGCAGAAGGGUCUAACGAGCGACCAAUGGCCGGCACUUGUAAUAUUAUUUAUUAUGAGAACUCUCGUAAACUACUAGAUGAUGAAAGAAAUCCUGCCAAUCCCGAGGACAUCGACGCAGUUGCCUCUUACCUGAACGAUUUGAACGUGUCGUACAGCUGGCACUACGUAAAAUGUCCUCCCGAAAACGAAUGUUUGAACGGCCAUCACACUUGCGCGAACGAGUCCGAGAUCUGUGUAGAUCUAGAGGAUGGAUUUGAGUGCAAAUGUGGAGCUGGAUAUAAAGCUGGAGUGAAUGGAUGUGAGCCUGUGUGUCCUUUAGGAUGUGUUCGUGGUCAAUGUGUUCAACCUAAUAACUGUCAUUGCGACUUUGGCUAUGUGGGUGCUAACUGCAGUAUACAGUGUCAGUGCAACGGCCAUGCAGAUUGUGAAGGUCCAGAUAAACUAGAUAAAUGCUUGAAGUGCCACAAUAACACCAUGGGUUCACAAUGUGAAAAAUGCCAGCCGCUAUUUGUUGGAGAUCCCACGGACGGUGGAUCUUGCGUUCCUUGUCUAGAAUACUGCAAUGGCCAUAGCUCGAUAUGCGUGGAUAACAGCACUGAUUUAGAUCCAGAUGACUUCAUCGACAAUGAUUAUAUUAAAGACAAUCUCAAAGAAGGUCCAAAAGGCAACGCAAAGUGUUUAAGAUGUGCUAACCUCACUUCGGGCGCUAGGUGCGAUGAAUGUAUUGUGGGUAACUUCAGAGGUAGUGAAGAUCAUAGACAUCCUUGCAGAGCUUGUGAAUGUCAUGGACAUGGUGAUACUUGCGACCCAGUACAUGGUGAUAAGUGUGAUUGUCGUAACAAUACGGAAAGUGAUGUAUGCAGAGAUGGAUCGUCUUCUAGUGGCAGUCAAGCUUCCCAAGAGAAGAACUCGGCGCGUCUAUGUUGGGAGGUGCAAUGCAGCAAGUGCAAAGAUGGAUAUCUUGGUACGCCCACUUCAGGACACCAGUGUUAUAAGCAGAUGCAUGUUGACAACAAAAUGUGUUUCGAUGCUAAACCUAUGGAUGAGUGCAAAAUGAAGCCGAAACCCCUCCACCCUGGCGAAGUGGUGUUCUUCGUCAUCCAGCCGCGCUUCAUGAACGUCGACAUCCGCAUCAUAAUCGACGUGACGCAGGGCAGACUGAAUGUGUUCAUGAGUACGCACGACGACACGUACGUCGCGUAUCCGAACAGUACCACCGGUGCCGUCGACGUAGACGUGGACGCGCAGCACGGCCGAUGGGAGAACGGUACGUUGAAAUCAAAGGAUGUGUACAUGGAGCGAGAGGCAGUUGGAUUGAGGACGUACAUCACUAUCACGCAGCCGAAGACAAUUCUGUUCGUUAAGCAUCUGCAAGAUAGGCUGGUGAUCACUUUGCCUGAGGAGUACCACAGCUUGGAGACGACGCGAUUCUUUCUAGUCCUGCAAGCCCUCGAUCCAAUUGAUACAGACAAAAAGGUAGCUUAUGGUAUUGUCUACUCCCGCCAAGAUCAACUACACAUAGAUCUGUUUGUCUUCUUUUCGGUAUUUUUCUCGUGUUUCUUCCUAUUCUUGGCGGCAUGCGUGGUAGCGUGGAAAGCGAAACAAGCAGCCGAUGUGCGACGCGCUCGUCGUCGGCACGUAGUGGAAAUGCUGCACAUGGCGAAACGGCCCUUCGCCAGGGUCACAGUGAGUUUGGGUGUCGUGGGCACUCCAUCUAAUACCAAGAAGAGAACCGGAGGAUGGGAGUUGAGGCCGGUUGCUGUCGAACCCACCGGUAAGAUUCGUUUAAUUCGUAACUACUCUGCGCGAAUUACGGCAAAAGUGAUGCGUUGGCAGCUGUAGCAACAGUGUUUGUAAGUUUACCAGGAGAUCAAAGUACCUCCGUCCGACUGGCGUUAGCAUCAUCAUUGAUUUUACUAGCAAGACAGUUUCCAUCUGGAGGCAGGAUAUUUCUAAGGCGGCGGUCCAUACAUGCAGCCCCGCCAGCGCCAACCUAGACUUUUUUACGUGUUGUUUUAUUUUAUAUUUUUAAGGUUGUUAUUUAUAAUAAGACUAAAUGUGAUACAA
Molecule: messenger RNA, 8557 nt
Organism: Acanthoscelides obtectus
Lineage: Eukaryota; Metazoa; Arthropoda; Insecta; Coleoptera; Chrysomelidae
Source: the annotation of a GenBank genome assembly